Molecule: messenger RNA, 1746 nt
Organism: Danaus chrysippus (African queen)
Lineage: Eukaryota; Metazoa; Arthropoda; Insecta; Lepidoptera; Nymphalidae
Source: the annotation of a GenBank genome assembly
AUGGGCAUUCGUGAACUAUGUUGGGGAAUCUUGUUUGCAGUUCUAGUGAAUCCCUCAGAGAGCGAUUGGCUAAAUUGUGGAAAUAUCACAAGCUGCAAUUGCAAAUGGUCAUCAGGAAAAAAAACGGCAUCAUGCGUUUCAGCCGGACUAACAAAACUACCACACCUGGCCUCAGAUAUACAAGUACUAGAUUUACACGGAAAUACCUUAUUAGAACUCCAGGAAGAUGCUUUUGCAAAAAUAGAAUUAUUAAAUUUACAAAGAUUGAAUCUGAGUUUAACAAACUUGAAGUACUUGCAUCAAGAUGCUUUCAGAGAACUGCGCAUUUUAAUCGAAUUAGACCUGUCAAGAAAUUACCUAACAGAACUUUCACCUGACAUUUUUAAAGGAAACGAGCGACUAAGGCUACUCGUACUUAAUGACAACCCGUUGAGUAAAUUAGCCGCAGAGCAAUUCCCGCCAUUGCAACAUUUAAAGAAACUAGAACUUUCGAGAUGUCGACUUCGCAAAGUUCAUCCCUUUGCCUUUGUCAACCUGCGGGCUCUAGAAACUGUACACGUACAUCAAAACUUACUUUCAUAUCUUCAUCAUGAUACAUUCAACUUACCCUUGUUAAAAACUUUAAUGUUGUCAGACAAUCCGUGGUUUUGUGAUUGUAGGCUUAGAGAGUUCCAUAAGUGGUUUGUUAGAAGUAAUCUUGGUAACGAAGAGGUAUUUUGUACUGGACCAGAGAAAAAGGCACACAUGUCAUGGUUGGACAUCAAUGAAGGUGACAUGGUUUGUCCGCCCUCAGCUUUAUCUAGUCCGUCUGUAAUAAGGACUGAGACUGGAGCGGAUAUAAAUUUUGGUUGCUUUGUCCGGGGUGACCCAAAACCGACAGUGACGUGGUCCUUUCGUCAUUCUGAAAUAGUUAAUAAAACAUAUAGUGAUAGUGAAGUUUUUAUCUAUAAACAUAGUUUUGGACACUUUGAUGAAUACAUUGAUGACUUUAUAAAUAAAAGUUCACAAUGGUUUAAUGUAUCAAUAAGUAACGUUACCAGUGACUUGGCCGGCGAGUGGCGGUGUAGUGCAAAAAGUCCCGCAGGAGAAGCUAAUGCAUAUUUAACUUUAUUUCUACCUAAAGCAAGAACUGCUACUGCUCGCAGUGCACCUGAUUAUACAAAGUUUUUUAUAGCCAUCGGUGCAGUAUUUGCAAUGGCUUUUACUGGAUUUUUAGCCGCAUGUUUUUGUUGGAAAAUAAAACGCCGAAGAGUACCUCCUAGUAGAAGCUUUACAGAUCAAGAAAAAAAGCUAUUAGAUACAUCAUUAGCUGUAAGUUGUGACCGAACGAGCGCGGAGAUGGGAUCUUCCUACGGUUUCGAAAUGUUUGAUAGGUCCAUGUCCAUGGAAAGUGAAGACACUCAAAGAUGCUUAGAACCGGUUCAGAUAACUAUAGAAGGACCUUCUGGACCAUUUCCACCUCCUCCAGCAGAAUUUGCUAUACCAGCCCCUUAUGGUAAUAUUUUUAUAUCGGUACAAGUUACCGGACACAAUAAGGAAUAUCCGGACCUUCUCGGUGGCGGCUCAACCUUACCAAGACGUAGUAGAACUUGCUUCUUGAAAUCACCAUAUGAUAAUAUGGGCCCGAGAGUAACAGCUACUGGCAGUUCAACUUGGUCUUUGCCAGGAGCUAAAGGCGAUAAGAAUUUAAAAGAAUCUAUAGCAAGUCCUAUGUCAAAGUUUUCUACUGAAUUCACCGCCCUUUAG